Sungouiella intermedia is the source of this 612-nucleotide messenger RNA. Lineage: Eukaryota; Fungi; Ascomycota; Pichiomycetes; Serinales; Metschnikowiaceae. The record is from the annotation of a GenBank genome assembly.
AUGCCAGCUACUCUUCUGUACAUUCGAUUGAACCAUGAUUGCUGUAUUCCCGUCCGUAUAUUUGUUAAUCGGAAACGAAUAUUACUGAGUAGCCGUGUUGCCAUCAACGAAAAAUCCAUCAUUGAGCUUUCAUCCAUUAACCUGAUUAGGCUCUCAAACUAUGACGUUACCAACCUUAUAUUCGAUAUCAAAACCAACCUCAAGGAAUUCCUCUUUGAUAUUCCCUUACCAGAGUUGUUUCCUCAGAAAUCGUUGCUUCGGUCCCUGAAAGUGGCUCGUGACUUGGGCGAACAUUGGAAAUGUAGAGUUGUGACUACUCUAGGAUAUAUUGCUGACCUACGUUACAAGUUGGGGCAUUUACAACAUGAUUAUCGGUUUUUGGAGGAGAAAAACAUUUCACUUUCGGGUACAGAUUCCAAUGAUGUUGCUCUCCUAACAAAGGAAAUUAAGUUUAGUUUCACGCCAGUUUUGAAGGAAGAAAAUGAAGAUGAAGGUGAAGAGGGAGGUGAUGAUAAGAAGGCACUCAAUUAUAAACUACAUCGAGCCAAGGUGUUGAGUUGUGGCUCCCUGAACUCGUUGGAUAUGUAUGUCCUACACCGCCCGCGUGGAUAA